AUGAAGCAAACACGCCGGAAAGCGCUGUAUGAAAACUGGAAAGCUAAUGGUUACGUCUCCCGUUCCUUGAAAUCGGUAGAAGACAAGCCAGAAGCAGAAGAUCGCGGCGCUGAGGCGGAAGACGUGCGAGGCGAUGUCACAGAACCGAUUACUUCAAGAGACGAUAAAAGCUCGGAGAAAAUCAUUCUCCAAAUUGUGGAUGAUAGCGGUGAAUACGGGCAUGGCGGCGUUUUCGAGGCCAUUCGGAAGAAAUUUCCGGCUGUCCCGAGUCGAUAUGAGCGAAUCGCAAAAAUGAAGGAUCUGCAUUAUGGAGACGUUCAUCUUAUCGAUACGGAAGUGCCCGACUCGAACGGCCAUAACAUUACCGUUGCACUUUUGAUCGCCCAGAAAGAAGAUGCACGUGACGAAGUCGAUCACCCCACCCUCCGAAAAUGCUUCCAAAAUCUCACGUUCAACAUGAAAGACAAGGCGAUUAAGUGCAGCUACCAUGUGUCGAGGCUGGAUGACGAAUUCGCGCAACUCGUUGAUGAAUACGGCCCGGCGUUUGGCAUCCCCACCUACGUCUACACGUAUCGUCGCAAGGCCGAAAGCAGCGGCGGCGGUCGUCGCAGUGUCCGCGCAAAGGUGAAAGUCGCGAAUGUGAUUGAAUCUGACGAGGAAGAGUCCGAUAUCUCGUCGGAGGACGAUUCAAGCGAAGAUGCUUUUGAUUCGGAAGACGCUGAGGAGGAAGAAGAUGGAAGUGAUGAAGAAGCGGAAGGAUCAGAGGAAUCUGGAUCUGAAGAGGAGGAAGAAGAAGAAGAGGAGGAGGAAGCGAUUGUCGUCAAAAGAAAGAAGCCCGUUCAAAUAAAGGAGCGAUCGAAAUCUCCGGCGCCUAAGAAAGCUAAAAAAGAAGCGUCGCCAGUUAGAGUAAAACCAACGGCAAAGGUUUAUGGAAAAUCAGAAACCGUUCACCUCUACGAGAAGGACCUGUUUUCGGAGUCAAAACUUGCUGCAUUGAUGAAAUAUGCUGAAGAACGGGGGACGGAAAUCGUUGAUGAAGACGGCGCCAAGAAGGCCACACUUAUUGUGGUGCCCGCGCAGUAUUGCAAGAAGGAUGAAGCCGCCAAAAUCAAGAAAGACUUCCCGAAAUCCACGAAUCUGGUCAACGAGAUGUGGCUGACCGAUAUCGACCUCUACGAAGAGUUCACCGACCCGAAGCCGUAUUUCCUC
Mesorhabditis spiculigera is the source of this 1209-nucleotide messenger RNA. The record is from the annotation of a GenBank genome assembly. Lineage: Eukaryota; Metazoa; Nematoda; Chromadorea; Rhabditida; Rhabditidae.